Messenger RNA from Eruca vesicaria subsp. sativa (arugula), 3346 nucleotides. The record is from the annotation of a GenBank genome assembly. NCBI's taxonomy places the organism in Eukaryota, Viridiplantae, Streptophyta, Magnoliopsida, Brassicales, Brassicaceae.
GUAAUUAAACCCUAAAGUUCGAGAAAUUAAAGGUUUUUGCCUCUCUGUCUCUACUCACCGGCGACAAUCGCCGGCGGUCUCUCUCUCUCUCUCUUUGUAUUCAGUGUAGGGUCGACAAAAGCUACAGAUGCCUUCGAAGAAGAAGCAGCCGAGGACGCCGUCACGGCUAUCCAAUUCAGAACCUCCUGCUUCGCCACGAACUCCGACGUCUUCAAGCCGAGAUACUGAUUACAUCAACGAAGAGGAACUCAGACGAGGUAUAGAACAAGCUUCCGCUGCUUUUCCAUGUCUUCUCGGAAAAUCUGCAAUCAUCGGGAGAGUAAUUGAUGUUGCCUCCGAGUCUAUCAGAGGGUCUAAGAUUUGGCUGUCGGAAACUUCAAUGGUCGCUGCUUCAAUCAUCCCUGGCUCCACUGUUUCGGUGUCACUUGCUUGCACAGAAAGUCACAGCUUCCCUCUCAGCUCGAUUAAAGUUGAGUAUGGAGUUGAAUGCGAGAGUAGCGUUCCUGAUGAUGAGCCAGGGAACUAUUUUGUUCUCGCUACCGUUUUACCUUCUUCAAAGGUAUUGAAAGAUGGUGUUCGUAUUUCGACGAAUCUUCGCUAUGGACUUGGUUGUCCUGUUUCAGGCAGGACUGUUUUUGUUUAUCCUGUUUGUAAACCUUCUUCUCUAAGUGAUCAGUUCAAUGUUAAUGGUGGAAGGCACGGAAAUGAUGUCAACGACCUUUCUCUGCUUGCCUGCAAAGAGUUGUCUCUGGAGUUGACUCCCUUUAGGAAUAUGCUACCAGCAGAAAAUGACUUUCUUUCUAAAGAGAACGGAAAUGGGAACUCAACAACACCUAAGACACCAUCAAACUCGCAAAGGCCUAGCUCUCCGGCCUCAUCAGUGAAAGGGGACUCUGUUUUGAGUAUGAAGCAGAAGUUUUCGUCUGAAAGUUUGGUUGAUCUUCGAGAGGUCUUGAGCAACGAAAGCUCGAAGAAACUUUUGCAGAUUUGUGCAGCGUCUUGGUUACACCCUUGUACCCUUCUAUAUGGGAACUUUGUUGCUGUACCAGUUCUUUCGGAAACCUGUAUACUCUGUGUUAAGAGGGUUAAUAAAAAGGCAUCUGAUACGUCCAGUAGAAACCAUGCUUUCGUGAUAGCUCGGGAAACUAAAGUAUACCUCCAUCAUACAAUGAGCUUAGUAUCUGAAAAUGGAGAGAGAACAUCUGUGCAAGGUCUGCAGUUUGAUGACAAUGAUGGAGAAGAAAACAUGGAAUAUGAAAUCUCAAAGUUAGGUGGUCUUUCUAAAGAAUAUGCAAUUUUGAGGGACAUAGUUGUUUCCUCCUCCACAAAAAGUUCUUUAUCAAGUCUUGGUUUGCGACCUACAAAGGGAGUGCUUAUUCACGGACCUCCAGGCACAGGAAAGACAUCUUUGGCUCGUUCAUUUGCCCUUGAUUCUGGUGUCAACUUUUUCUCUGUGAAUGGAGCUGAGAUUAUAAGGCAGUAUGUGGGUGAAAGCGAGAAAGCUCUAGAAGAGGUUUUCAGAUCUGCUAGCAAUGCUGCACCUGCUGUGGUAUUCAUUGAUGACUUGGAUGCAAUUGCCCCUGCAAGGGAAGAAGGAGGGGAAGAGUUGUCACAGAGGAUGGUAGCUACAUUACUGAAUUUAAUGGAUGGAAUAAGUAGGAGUGAUGGCGUCGUUGUAAUUGCUGCAACCAAUAGGCCUAAUAGCAUUGAGCCUGCCCUUAGACGACCGGGAAGACUUGACAGGGAAAUUGAAAUUGGUGUGCCAUCUUCUGCACAACGGUUCGAUAUACUUAGGACUAUUCUCAGUGGGAUGCAGCAUUCACUUUCGGACACGCAGCUUGAACAACUUGCUGUGGGAACUCAUGGUUUUGUAGGUGCAGAUCUAGCUGCUUUAUGUUGUGAGGCAGCUUUUGUCUGUUUAAGGAAGCAUCUUGAUCAAGAAAGUUCAUCUACUGCUUCUGAGUGUAGAGGUUCUGAGUCCUCAACAAAUAUGGUAGAUGUAUCAUGUGAUAGUUCAGAUUCUGCAUCGUCAUGUAUCACAGUUUCACCCUCGACUUCAGUGGCAAAGGAUUCAUUUAGUUUAAAUGGGACAGUCUCCGUAGUAGCAGAUAAUUUUGAAAACAGUGGCAACUCUUGUUCUGAAAAGAUGCUUAUCAAAGAAGAAGGAGAACAUAGCUUGAGUGUAGGAUUUGAAGAUUUUGAGAAAGCAAAAAUUAAAAUCAGACCUAGUGCCAUGCGUGAGGUGAUAUUAGAGGUACCUAAAGUUAACUGGGAAGAUGUUGGUGGCCAAAAGGAAGUGAAAAACCAACUAAUGGAAGCAGUAGAAUGGCCUCAAAAACAUCAAGACGCAUUCAAGAGAAUAGGGACAAGGCCACCAAGUGGGAUACUAAUGUUUGGUCCUCCUGGAUGUAGCAAGACCCUUAUGGCACGUGCAGUAGCUUCUGAAGCGGGGCUGAACUUCCUUGCAGUCAAAGGUCCAGAGCUCUUCAGCAAAUGGGUUGGUGAAUCAGAGAAGGCUGUGAGGUCUCUUUUUGCAAAGGCAAGAGCAAAUGCUCCCUCCAUUAUCUUUUUCGAUGAGAUAGAUAGUCUUGCAUCCAUUAGAGGGAAAGAGAAUGAUGGUGUUUCGGUUUCAGACAGAGUUAUGAGCCAACUUCUUGUGGAGCUCGAUGGUUUGCAUCAAAGAGUUGGUGUUACUGUUAUUGCUGCUACAAAUCGGCCUGACAAGAUAGAUUCUGCUCUUCUAAGACCUGGGCGUUUUGACAGAUUGCUAUAUGUUGGACCUCCUAAUGAAGCUGACCGUGAAGCAAUACUCAAAAUCCAUCUACGCAAAAUUCCUUGCAGCUCUGAUAUAUGUCUAAAAGAGCUAGCUUCUAUUACCAAAGGGUACACAGGAGCUGACAUAUCAUUGAUAUGUAGAGAAGCAGCUAUUACUGCACUCGAGGAGAGUCUUGAAGCAGAAGAAAUAAGCAUGCGGCAUUUAAAAGCAGCGAUCAGCCAAGUAGAGCCAACAGAUAUUCAAUCUUACAAAGCAUUGUCUGAAAAAUUCCAAAGACUUGUUCACACAGAUCCACAAAGAGACAACGAGGAGGUUGAACUGCAAGGAAACAUAAGCCAAAAAACGUCAUUUUCUUUAAGGACGCCAUUGAGAUCGAUUGUGAUGUUCCUUCGCCGCCAAAUUGCUUAGCAAACGGUUUGAAGCAGCAGUUAUAUCAUCAUACCUAUAGCAUUUUGUCUAUUUUAAGUCUUUGGUCUUGUCUCACGAGUUUAGAAGAAUCAAAGUAUAUAAAACAUAUGAUAUGUGUGGACUUGGAAGACAGACUCGUAUCUCGUGCAAUGAAAUCUAGAA